AUGGACUUUAUUAACAAAUUCACCGGCUCUGCAAACGAUGGAGAGAAUAACGCACAAGGCGGCCGCCCGGAGGAUCGGAAUAGCAGCGGCGCCAACGAAGAACGAAGCAGCGGCGGCUUCAUGGACAAGAUGAACAGCAUGGCUGGCGGAGGAGCCCAAGGCGAGAAGAAUGAAGAUAUGCUCGACAAGGCUGUCGAUUUUGUGCAAGAAAAGUUUAUGGGACAGGGCGAUCAGAGCAAUGAGUCGGCUGCAGAACAGGCCAAGGAUGAAGCCAUCUCCGAUUUUAUACGCGACAAGUACAAGGACACCACGGGAAGUGACUUUCCCAUCAAGGACAAGGAUAGGCAGUAUGGUCUCUAA
Trichoderma virens Gv29-8 is the source of this 360-nucleotide messenger RNA. RefSeq lists its product as uncharacterized. NCBI's taxonomy places the organism in Eukaryota, Fungi, Ascomycota, Sordariomycetes, Hypocreales, Hypocreaceae. Bases 1 to 360 code for a protein of 119 amino acids. The transcript is spliced from 2 exons. The record is from RefSeq and is a predicted model, not a curated record.